AUGGACCUCGGGCUAAUUCUACUUCAAGUGGACUACAAUGAUCGCCAACACCGAAUGGGGGGCCCUGAACAAAUGAUAACAGGUGAACGGCAUGGAAACUCCAAGUUCUCAUUAAUUAAGGUGGUGAACUCUAUAAGGAAACAGAUAUGGUACUAUCUUGAUAUAGUGACUGAAUUAUAUCAUUUGUUACUUUCAAGUGAUUGCAAGUUCAACGGUUUGAGUAAUUUUUGUUAUUUGGUUGUAGACAUUCUCAGAAAACCCUUCAAGAAAAGAAAAGUAAGAAGAGAACGAAGAGAAUACCUGCUGGUAUAUCCAUUGGCCGUCAAUGGAAAUUUGGCUUCCCAUUUGCGGGAGCGCCCUGCAUUGCAGCCCCCUCUCAAUUGGCCUACCCGGAUGCACAUUGCCUUAGGAGUAGCUAGAGGGCUCUCGUAUCUUCACGAGGGUUGCAGUCUUCAGAUAAUUCACUGUGACAUUAAGCCUUCAAACAUUUUGUUGGACGAGAACUUCAAACCUCUCAUUGCGGACUUCGGCUUGGCAAAAUUCAUGAUUCAUGAAGAUUGGAACCAGCAGCUCCAGAAGUUGAAAAGCGCUGGGGCACCCCACCAAAUGGCUGAAACUGAAGCAGUGAACAACCAUGAGAGGUCUUUUUGGGCUCUGGAAAGAUCAGCAGAAUUAUGCAGUACCUUUCGAUUAUGUGGUACUUAUGGAUACAUGCCUCCGGAGUACGUGAUGCGAGGGGAAUUAUCGGCAAAGAAUGAUGUCUUCGCAUUCGGAAUGGUGCUCCUCGAGCUCGUCUCUGGUUUCAAGGUUCUUGAUCUUUUGUCGGAUCGUGCCAGAAAAGGAAUCAAUGAAUUCGAGUGGGUGAAAUAUCGUCUGGAACAUAACGAGUUGGGAGGUCUGAUUGAUCCGAGCUUGAGGGGAGACUAUGAUGAGAAUGAGGCUAAGAAAUUAGUUAAACUGGCUCUCUUCUGCAUCCAAUCUCCACCAACAAAACGACCCACGAUGUCAGAGGUCGUCCGAAUUCUCAAAGGAAGCUGCUUAGAUGAAAGAUGGGAGAGUGAAAAAGAGGGGCUAGCAGUUGAUAUCAGGCAAACUAGUUCUCAACCUUGCGGCACCGUCACUGACUCUGCAUCACAUCUUGAUCCAGAGGAGCUGUCAGGACCGAGAUGUUGUCUUUGUCCUGCAAGCGAGCAGACUUAGCAUUUUAAAUUUAUUAUAGUCAUGCACUGGUCGAGAGAGUCGCGCUUCAGUUUUCUCUUGAUUUUGUUUCUUCAAUGUGUUGUUGUCAUCACUGUCAUUAAUUGAGAAUUUUAAACAUCAUCAGUCAUUUCAAUGACA
Molecule: messenger RNA, 1338 nt
Organism: Syzygium oleosum
Lineage: Eukaryota; Viridiplantae; Streptophyta; Magnoliopsida; Myrtales; Myrtaceae
Product: somatic embryogenesis receptor kinase 1-like
Exons: 3
Coding region: 1-1200 (399 amino acids)
Biological process (GO): protein phosphorylation
Molecular function (GO): ATP binding; protein kinase activity
Source: RefSeq, a predicted model, not a curated record